Messenger RNA from Oreochromis niloticus (Nile tilapia), 3105 nucleotides. Its product is annotated as neurogenic differentiation factor 2. The record is from RefSeq and is a predicted model, not a curated record. Gene Ontology annotation, biological process: axon development; sensory organ development; positive regulation of transcription by RNA polymerase II. Bases 719 to 1804 code for a protein of 361 amino acids. Lineage: Eukaryota; Metazoa; Chordata; Actinopteri; Cichliformes; Cichlidae. Gene Ontology annotation, cellular component: nucleus. The transcript is spliced from 3 exons. Gene Ontology annotation, molecular function: DNA-binding transcription factor activity, RNA polymerase II-specific; protein dimerization activity; E-box binding.
GGGAGGGCAAAUCUCUCCGAAUGCGGGCGCAUGUCAAUCACCGGGCUCUCAUGUGAUGGCUCUUGCCGGUGACGUGCCAGCCAUAUGGGCGCUGGCAUCACAGCCAUAGCUGGUAUGUAACCCCGUCCCCGGUAGCUCACGGUUGCCACACGCACACACACACACAUACAUGCAUACACACACAUGCAUACAUGCUCACUUGCUCACUCAGUCACUCACACGUAUACACACAGACACAGCCAAGACGCACGUUCGUUCACAAGCUCCACUUAUUCGGGCGCGCGUAUACUGGGAGAGAGGCACCGCUGAACGUCAGCACCAGUGAAGAAAGACGCGCGCUUCCUGCACCUAUACUCUGAUAGAGAGCGGUGGUUCGCUCGCUCGUGCGGUCCCUGAAGAUGGUCUGAAAGUAAAGAGCGUUUUUUUCUCCUCCCAUCCCCUGCAAAGAGCUCGAGCCGAGGAGCGGUUCCGAGGACUGGAGCAGCCCUGAUCACAGCGCACGGGCUGUAAAUAGAUCACAUCGGACACUAAUUUGAUUUAGAGAUUCCUGCGUCUGGACCUUGAAUCUGACAAACAAAAGACAAUGAGUGUGAGACAUUUCCGUGGAAGAUUUGUUUUUAUAAAUCGGCUCCGCUACCUUGAUGAAGGACGUCCUCGAGCUUAAUGGGAGAUUUAUUGAUGAUUUUGUCGAUGAUUUGCACGUUCAGUCCCGGAGCAAAUGAAAGGAUCCACAAUGUUAACGAGGCUUUUCAGUGAUCCUUCACUGCUUCCCGACGUACAAAAAUAUUCCGGCUGGGCCGAAGACAGCGACAGCGAGGACAACAAGGUCAAAGAGGAGGAUCAGGACACCCAGGACGGCAUGGAGGCCUCUGGUCUAAGAGGAGGCAGUCGGACUCACUCAGAACACGAUGGGGAAGACGACGAGGACGACGAAGUGGAGGAAGAGGACGACGGAGAGGACACGGAGGGAGACAGGCCCAAGAAACGGGGUCCCAAAAAACGCAAAAUGACCCAGGCCAGGGUCGAGCGCUCCAAGAUGCGGCGGAUAAAAGCAAAUGCUAGAGAACGCAAUCGCAUGCAUGACCUGAACUCUGCUCUGGACAAUCUGCGUAAAGUGGUGCCCUGCUACUCAAAAACACAAAAACUGUCCAAAAUUGAGACGUUACGAUUGGCCAAAAACUAUAUCUGGGCCCUGUCGGAGAUAUUACGCUCUGGGAAAAGGCCUGACCUUGUGUCCUACGUCCAGACGCUGUGCAAGGGUCUCUCCCAGCCUACAACCAACCUGGUGGCGGGAUGCCUCCAGCUGAACUCCCGCAACUUCCUCACUGAGCAGCAGUGCCAGGAGGGGGGCAGGUAUGGGUCAGGGUCCUUCUCCAUGCAUUCCUACCCUUACCAGUGCGCGCGUCUGUCUAGCCCCCACUGCCAACCGGGCUCGAACUCGCACCCGCUGAGGACACAUGGCUAUUGCUCGGCUUACGACUCACUGUAUGGCGGGAGCGGAUCCCCGGAGUAUAACAGUCCCGAAUAUGAGGGGCCUCUCAGUCCGCCUCUGUGCAUCAAUGGCAACUUUUCCCUGAAGCAUCAAGGCUCUGCGUCCCCCGACAACGAGAAGGGGUACCACUAUUCUAUGCAUUACUCCGGUCUGCCUGGCUCCAGACCUACUGGGGCCCACAACCUGGUGUUUGGCUCCUCGGGGACCCGGAGCGGUAUUCAUACUGAAAACGUCCUGCCUUACCACGACAUGCACAUACACCACGAACGGGCCCCCGUAUAUGACGAAUUGAACGCGUUUUUUCACAAUUAGACGACAAGCCUAUCGUGCGUCCCCUUGCAAUCAACAAUCUAUCCACGGCACACUUUUUGACAAGCUUACCCGCCAGGAUUUAGGCAUUCUGGGGAAAUCCUCCACUUGUUGUCAUUAGUGUUGUUCUUUUAAUUUGUUGUCUUGAAACAUGUUUUUGCUAUAGUCAGAGAUGUAGUGGAAGGUAGUCCACCUAACCUGCAAAGUGUUAUUUUGUGCAAUGUUUCUAUCUCUAAGCGGAAAUUUGACAAAACAAAUCAAGACUAAUGAGGAAAAUGGAAUUUUAAAUUGUUCAUAAUUUUAAUGUGUAGUUUGUCUUUGUAUUGGUGGUUGUCUGCAUUUUCAUGGCUGGGAGUCAAAGUUUACCCACUAAUUUAUUCACCACUACAUCACUGGCUACAGCUCUACCCUGAUAUUUGCGACGGUUUUCUAAUAAAAUACAUGAAAACCGAGCAAAACGACAUCACAUUUGGAAAGAUGUGUUUGUAUGUUUGUUUGGUUUUGUUUGUUUUUUUUAGAAAUAAUUAAAUCCAGACGAACACAGAGGGAAAAAUCCUGAGAACUGUACUUGUUGGGUUGCUUUAGAAGAAUCUGUUCUACAGCAAAUCAAUCGUUUCUGCGUCUAUGCAAAAUCUAACGAGGCCACAGAGCGAGGCAAGUAGGCCCAGAAGGACACUGUAUGUUUCAUCAGCACUGUUGCUGCACGCACGGGUGCGCGCAGACACACAAAUACACACGCGCGCGCACACACACACAUAUAUACAAACACAGGAAUAAACACGAAUCUAAAAAUGGGCUGGCCACAAUGUUCAACUUCUAAAAUAAAAAAAAUAAAUAAACAAAAAAAUUAAAAAAAAUUAAAUUACAUUGGAAUCGGACCUUUUCUUAUUUAAUUUUCUACUUCUAUUCAUACAUAUUACCGUUGCUCUUCUAAGUGAGCCAUUGCACUGUAUUUUAUUUUCAAAUCAAAUUUUUGGUUCCAUAUUUUCUAUUUGCAAUCUGCUAUGCUGAACACUUCACUAUUAUUAUUAUUAUUAUUAUAACUAUUAUUAUUACUAUUAUUAUUAUUAUUAUUAUUAUUGCACGUAUUUAUUGUAUUGUUUUCUAUUUAAUGUUAAUAGUGUCCGGAAAUGAAGGGAACACUGUGUUGCUGACCAUUGUUCUAUUUUUUUGCUUUUUUGUUAUUUUAAUUUAUUUAUUUUAUUAAUAUUAUUAUUGCUUUAUUUUUUGAAAAGACUCAAGUCUUUUAACUUUGUAUUCAACCAACUGUGUGGUACAAUAAAACAACGAUAAACGAGACUGUG